AUGGGCGAAGGAAAAGGAUCAUCCCUAGUUCAUCUUCUAGUUAUCAUCUUAUUCUUAGUUGCUUUUGGUUUCGCCAUUGCCGCCGUAGCACUGUACUUUCUCUUUCUCUCAUCUAAAUUUGAACUGUUUAUGUUGAUUUCAUCUGUUGAAGGAGCCAUGGAACACUCGUACAGCUACUAUUCUGGUUAUAAUGUGAUAGACCAGGCUUCUGGAGCUUAUAUCUUCCAUCCUAAUGCCACAUUUCCAAUAAAAUCUCAAGGGCAGAUUGGACCUAUCCCUAUAGAUGAUGGUGUUGUGAAAGAAAUAACAACUCAGAUCACAAGUGCCUUGAAGACAAACAAAACAUUCUAUACGGAUUCUAACAGGAAAGACUUCAUUAAAAGGGUUCGUGAUUUCAGAACAGAUUGGGAGCUGCAAAUGAAUGAACCAGUUGCUGGAAAUUAUUACCCUAUGCUCAUUAUGAAGAUUCGUUGGCAGUUCAGGUGUCCUUUUUGUGAAGAACAAGAUAGAAAACUGGGGACAAAGAAAAGAAGUCAGGUUUAUUCAGAGGUGUUAUCGCUAAUUGAGUUAUGCAGAGUGCAGCUGAAAGUAGUUCAGUUGACGGGUGAACCAAGUUUCUCUGAAAUGGUGACAGCAUUGUCAGGGCCUCCUCGUAUCUUUGUUUCUACUCCAGCUUGUGUCCAAAGAUGUCUUUCAUCAGGUGUUCUUCAAGCAAAAUCCGUUCAUGAUUCUCUUUAA
Molecule: messenger RNA, 738 nt
Organism: Lactuca virosa
Lineage: Eukaryota; Viridiplantae; Streptophyta; Magnoliopsida; Asterales; Asteraceae
Source: the annotation of a GenBank genome assembly